AUGUUUUCCCGCAUCUCUGCCCUCUCUGCCCUCUCUGCCCUUGCCCUCGCUAUCUCAGGGUCGGCGGCAUCUGUCAUAUCCAGGCAGGCUACUUGUCCUCCUGCUAUGCCAGUGAACCUUUGCUGCGAUGCUCUCGUAAACGGUCUUGGUAUCCCCUGCCACGCUCCCCCUUGCACUACUCCCCCUGAAAUUGAUGUCUGUUGUGCGUCGGAGAGCACGAUUGAUGUUCUCGGAAUAGAAAUCGACAUCGGAUUGAACUGCACCAACGCUUGA
Molecule: messenger RNA, 273 nt
Organism: Heterobasidion irregulare TC 32-1
Lineage: Eukaryota; Fungi; Basidiomycota; Agaricomycetes; Russulales; Bondarzewiaceae
Exons: 3
Coding region: 1-273 (90 amino acids)
Source: RefSeq, a predicted model, not a curated record